Nothobranchius furzeri (turquoise killifish) is the source of this 1276-nucleotide messenger RNA. RefSeq names its product trace amine-associated receptor 1-like. Lineage: Eukaryota; Metazoa; Chordata; Actinopteri; Cyprinodontiformes; Nothobranchiidae. The record is from RefSeq and is a predicted model, not a curated record. Gene Ontology annotation, cellular component: plasma membrane; dendrite. Gene Ontology annotation, molecular function: G protein-coupled serotonin receptor activity; neurotransmitter receptor activity. Gene Ontology annotation, biological process: G protein-coupled receptor signaling pathway, coupled to cyclic nucleotide second messenger; chemical synaptic transmission.
AUUAACAGCACCAACCACUCCCAUUUUAAUAAGGUGUAUCCAUAUAAACGGCCCACCCUGUAUUUCCAAAUUCUUAUAGGAUAGAAAUCAUGGCGGUGCAAAAGUGGGUGUUGUGUGGGUCUUAAAAGAAGUGUGCAAUGGCUAGAAAGGUGCAGAACCACCUACGCUUGCUUGCUGUGAGUGUUCAUUCAUACUGAUAAUAAUGUCGUGUUUAAUGGAAAAUGAUCUUAAAUUAACCAUCAGUAUAGUCUUUGUGUAAUAAACAGUUUUUUGAUUUCAGGUCAUCAUGGAGACAGGAGUAACAGUCAACAGGACUGACGCUGUGGCUGCCUUACAUCCCUGCUAUGAGAUAAAUAAUUUCAGUUACAAACUAACCACAACACCUUCUGCUGUAUGUGUAAUGUUGUAUGGUUUCCUUACACUUUUGUCUCUUGUCACAGUGUGUGGGAAUCUCCUUGUAAUAAUCUCUGUGUUUUACUUCAAACAGCUCCACACCCCUACUAACUCCCUCAUUCUGUCUCUGGCUGUGGCUGACCUGCUUGUAGGGAUUCUAGUGUUUCCUUUCAGCAUGGCAUUCUCUCUCAGCUCAUGUAUGCAUCAUGAAGGGUUGUUUUGUAAAGUCAGAGGCAGCUUUGAUAUAUUACUCAGCACAUGCUCUAUCCUGCAUCUGUGUUGUAUUUCUAUUGACAGAUAUUAUGCCGUGUGUCAGCCACUAACAUAUACAUUUAAAAUCAACCGCCGUGUUGUAUUCAUCAUGACUUCUUUUAGCUGGGGGGUUUCUGCUCUUGUUGGAGUUGGAGUGACAAUUCCUAAACUAAGCAGUGAACAAUGUGAGGAAACAUGUUUUAUUGAUGAACUCAUGGCAAACAUAGUUGGACCAAUAUUGUCGUUUUACCUCCCAGUCGUCAUAAUGCUUUGUAUCUACCUGAAGAUUUUCCUUGUUGCACAGAAACAGGCACAACUCAUCCAAACUAGGAUGAAGUGUGGAGUAACUGCCAGCAAGAUGGAAAGAAAGGCAACAAAAACUCUGGCUACAGUUCUGGGGGUUUUUCUCUUUUGUUGGACUCCUUUCUUUCUUUACAUCACAUUUCUUCCGUUUACUAACAAUUCAGUACCGGUACCUGUGUUUGAAACACUUAACUGGCUUGCACUGUCAAACUCCAUGCUGAAUCCAUUUAUCUAUGCUUUCUUUUACAGCUGGUUCAGGUCAGCCAUUAAAACUAUUGUGUCUCGAAAAUUCAUACAGUGUGAUUUUACAAACAUACGUUUGCAAUAA